AGCAGUCGUGCCUUAGAAGUCACGGAAACAAUAUCGAUGUUUCUUGGACGGUUAUAUUUCUUAUAUAAUCCUUAGAGAAUAUUUAUCUCUUUACUAUUUGUCUAUAUUAUUUUAAAAGUAUAAAAAUAUAGUUGUGAUCAUGAGUUUCGCCCGCAAGACGCUAAUUAAUCUUUGUAUUGUCCUUUCAAUUUCAUCGAUCUGCACAGGGAUGGAUCUUUACUCCUUGACCAUGGACCAAAAUUAUGCAUCCGGACUUAUCGAUUGCAUUAUUGAUGCUAAACCAUGCGACGAAGCAGGAGAAGAUAUUAAAGGAAACUUUUAUUUCAGCAUUGGUGCUAGCAGUAUUGCUAAAUGAUUGCAAAAGAUGUACUCCGGUUCAAGCCGAGCAAGGUCGUAAAAUUAUGCAGUAUUUAGAAGCACAUUACCCACUGGAAUGGUUGGAAGUCUUUCGGCGAUAUAUUUACUAAUUCUAAAUUAAUUUUUGACUUGUGACUAUGAUCCAACAAUUAUAAAUUCUAUAUUUUAUUUAACAAUACUGUAGGGAAAUUAGGUAAAAUAAACUUGAUAACAUAUAU
Molecule: messenger RNA, 575 nt
Organism: Belonocnema kinseyi
Lineage: Eukaryota; Metazoa; Arthropoda; Insecta; Hymenoptera; Cynipidae
Exons: 2
Coding region: 140-355 (71 amino acids)
Source: RefSeq, a predicted model, not a curated record